GUGGGGCUCACACCGUCAUAACUUCACUACGCUGGGAACACAGACGCCGAAGCUCCCCACGCGCAGCCGCCGUGGGGCGGACGGGCCCGAGGUCGGCUCCUUUCCAGCCGGGAUAGGCUGGCGCGGGGGGGACGUCACACAGGGACGUUCCUGCGCGCUGGAGCCCAACUGCGUGGGAUGAACGACGUUGUAAAAGUGAAAUUGGAAGUUUUGGAUUCACAAAAAACCUUAAGAAAUAAGGUCCUUGAGCUUUCUUUGCAUUUGAAAAACAAAGCAAGGAUCUAAAAAAUCCCCUUUACCACAACUCAGGCAGCAUUUAUGUGUUUGGAAGACAGGAAAAAGAGGACUUUCAUCAUUGAACAGUUAGGAACAAGGACUAUCAAAAACUUUGGCCAUCACUUUCAGUUCCUGUACAUUUUAAAGUGGAUACUUCUCGUGAAAAAUUAGAAAGCAUGUCAGAAUCGGAUGCCUUGAAUGUCAGCAGUCUUUUUCCAGGUUUAACUCGCUCAGAAUCUCCCAUCAGUAUGGAAACCAGCAGUAUCAUCUCUGACUUGCCUCAGAAUGAAAUAAAGAAUUUACAAAGGGAAGAUGAAUGUAAGUCCACACUCUCUGAAGAUGUUUAUAAUUUGUUGGGUGAUAAUGACACUGAAAAUUACUCACAGAAGAUACUAAUUCAGCCAGUUGACACUACUAGCAUUUCUUCCUUGAGACGAUUUGAACCUAUUUGCAAGUUUCACUGGACAGAAGCAUUUAAUGAUGAAAUGACAGAGAAGCCAGAAUUGCAAAGCCAUGUGUAUUAUUAUGCAAAAGACAACAAUGUGAAGCAAGAUUCAUUUAAUGAAGAAAAGCCAAUGGAAGCUAGCAUUUCUACAAAUAAAGACAGACUUGCUAAUGAGUGUAUUGGACAGCUUCCUGAAAGCUCACCUCUAAUCCACUGUGGUGAAGAGACACUGGAAUUCACAGAAAACUCACUGGCUUACGGUACUGCCCGGGAAUCUGCCCUCAUCCCUAGUCAACCUCAACGCUUCUUCUAUAAGACUGCAGUUUCUUCAAAAGAAAUACAGAAUUCUGGGGAGAUUCCUGAGAUGUUGGUCAGUUACCAAAAUGAAGUUACAGCAGAGGGUGUGGAGAGGCUGGGGAUUGUCUCAAGUUGGUCUCCAGCAGGCAUCUCCUGGAGUACUGGAACAUCUUGGGAGAACUGCAAGACGCCGGACAUGGAGCAAAGCUGUGGAAGCUUACAACCUCUGGAAGAGGACAUGGCUUUAAAUGAAGUCUUAAGGAAAUUAAAACAGACUAACAGAAAGCAGCAAGCACGAAUCCAAGAUCUCCAGUGCAGUAACCUGAAUUUAGAGAAGAAGGUUAAAGAACUACAAAUGAAGAUUACCAAACAGCAAGUAUUUGUCGACAUCAUAAAUAAGCUAAAGGAGAAUGUUGAAGAAUUAAUUGAAGACAAAUACAAAGUAAUCCUUGAGAAGAAUGAUAUUAAAAAGGCAUUGCAGAAUUUGCAAGAGAUUUUAGCUAACACCCAAAAACAUCUUCAGGAAUCUAGAAAUGAGAAGCAAGCCUUACAAGUUGAAUUUAAGAAGAUAAAGGCCAAUUAUAUGCGUUUACAGGAAAGGUACAUGACUGAAAUGCAACAAAAAAAUAAAUCUGUGAGUGAGUGCUUAGAGAUGGACAAAACCUUAAGCGAGAAAGAAGAAGAGUUAGAGAGGCUGCACCAACUCAAAAGAAAAUUGGAAAGGGCUACAGCUUCUGCUUUGGACUUGUUGAAAAGGGAAAGAGAGACCCGAGAACAAGAGUUCAUGUCUUUACAGGAGGAAUUCCAGAAACGUGAAAAGGAAAACCUGGAAGAAAAAAAGAAACUGAAAUCUAGACAUGAGAAAUUGCUUGCUGAAGUUAAAAAUUUGGAAUUUGUAUCUGAAAAUGAAAGAGCUAAGAAUGAAAAACUGCAGCAGCACAUCAACGAGGUAGAAAAUGAAAAUGUAAAACUUAAGCAGCAGGUUACAAGAAGUGAGGAACAAAGUUGUGUCCCUAAAUUUGAGGGAGCUCAGUUAAAGGAGCAAUUAGAGGAAGUAAUGGAGUCACAUAUUGCCAAGGAUACAAAGAUGAUAAAUUCUAACCUGUUCCUGAAUUGCCCACCUUGUGAAGAAGAGGGCCUGAAUCCCCCAGAUGUGAAAAGAACUUCUCAGCUGGCCUCCAAAAUGUACAGUCUUCUAGCUCUGAUGGUAGGACUUUUCACGUGCCAGGACAUCACCAAUCCUGAUGCUGAACAUUUAAAAGAGGGUGAGAAAGUUAGUGAUAUAACGCUGCAAAAAUUGAAGAAUUUUCAUCUUAAAAAGAAAAUUUUAGAUAAAGAGCUACUGAAACAUAAAGACAGAAUAAUAACCUUUAGAGAGUUAAUUGCUAAUGAAAAAGCAUUUCAAGAUCACAUUAUUGAGAUCACAGACUUUGAUUCAGAUGAAGCCAAGAAUGUCAAAGAUGUACCUGUCUUAUUGGGAGUCAAACUGGACAAGUACCACAACCUAAAUGAGCAGCUUGAUUUCUUGACUUUGAGUGGGUUCAGUUUUCCUAGCAUCCAGGUAUGAAACAGUAUAGCAUCUGUGGUUCAUCAAGGAAAAGACACCAUGUUAAGAGAAGACAGCUUUCACUGAUACAGUUGACCACCCAUGUUCAAGAUCAUCUAGUAGUAUCUUCCUUUACAAAAGAAAAAUGUUUCCACCA
Microcebus murinus (gray mouse lemur) is the source of this 2721-nucleotide messenger RNA. The record is from RefSeq and is a predicted model, not a curated record. NCBI's taxonomy places the organism in Eukaryota, Metazoa, Chordata, Mammalia, Primates, Cheirogaleidae.